Arctia plantaginis is the source of this 3684-nucleotide messenger RNA. The record is from the annotation of a GenBank genome assembly. NCBI's taxonomy places the organism in Eukaryota, Metazoa, Arthropoda, Insecta, Lepidoptera, Erebidae.
AUGAUACCGCUUAGUAAGGAGGAAGGCUCAUCCACAGUAACGAAAAAUUAUUACUCGUCAGUAGGGUUGUCAGACACCGAAGUACCAUUUAUGGGCGUCAGAAGGCUAUAUCCUACCGGUGCAUUCAGGCAAGUGGCCGGGCAAGGGGUGAAGGUUCCUGUGCGACCUGGAUUCGCCCCAGAUGCGUCGCUAGGCAACGGCCACGCGCCCCCGCCCGCGCAGUGCAAUGGCGGUGCGGUGAUGGCGGAUGGCGGCGCGGGCGCGGUGUGUGACGCGGGCGAGCCGGCGGGCGGCGCGGGCGACGCGCUCGCAGAAGCGGAGGCGGGGGCGGGAGAGUCUGCCGCAAGAGGCGCUGCUCUCGAGCGGGCGUAUGUCCAUGACGUGUACGAACAAGCCGGUGAUGAUGGGGACGAAGGCUCGAGAGCGCCCGCGCCAGGCGUGCGAGCUUUCUUGUCUGAACUCGAACCAGGCAGUCUCGUUUGUGAUGUCGGCUGCGGCAAUGGAAAGUACCUGAGCGUGAAUCCGUCCGUGUAUACAGUGGGGGGCGAUCGUUGCACGAGGCUCGCGGCGCAGGCCAGACAUCACAACAAUGAGGUGGUCGUUUGCGACAAUUUGUGCCUGCCCUUUCGAGAUGAGUCAUUCGAUGCGGUACUGUCUAUCGCGGUGGUGCACCACUUCGCGACAGUGGAGCGGCGCGCCAUGGCACUCCGAGAGCUGGCCCGAGUCACGAGGAUCGGUGGCCGGCUCCUCCUUACUGUGUGGGCCAUGGAACACGAGGGACGGAACUUUCAUUCACAAGAUGUAUUGAUCCCGUGGCAUCGACCUGCCACCUUGUGUCCGCCUACACCUGCGCCGAGAUUCCUGUCUGUGGACCACGACCAUAAUCCUGACCAUUGGAAAAGUCGUGACGGUUCCCCAGGAUCAUCAUCUUUAUCAUCACCGAACGAAACUUGCUACUCAUUCGUAAGAAGAGCUUUACAGCGGUUAGCAGGUAGAAGGUCAUUCCUCCCAUCAUGGAGCAUAGGAGCGAGAGUACCACAGCGACCUUGCAUACGACCUGAGCCAGCAGCGGCUGACCUUCCUAUAGAACUAAGACGCCUAGACGAAGCCCUCCCACCAAGAUUAAUAACGCAGACUUCAGACGCUUCAACGAUAAAAUCAAGAAGUUUAACUGAUAUUGCUGAUAUAGAAAGACGUACUCUUGUUCGCUCUCGAUCUAGCUUGCCUAGUCUAGGUGGCGAAGAAUCUGAGCCACCGACGUCAGAAACUCCUGCUCCUGAAGUUGUUGAACCAAGAAAGAAACCUCGACUUGUGAAGCAAAAGAAAUCAAUAAAUGAGGAUGAUGCCGAGGAGGAUCGUGACAAACCGACUGAUAUGAAAAGUCUAGUGGAAGAAAUGCCCAAUUUCAAAAUUCAUACACAUAACAGAUUACAGUCCAAAAAGCCUGGCGUUUUUAAACAAACGUCAUUUAACGAAGAAUUGAUGUCUGUUGAACGAUUAAGGGAAAAGGAACGAUUAAGAAAAAAUAUACAAAAACAAGCAUCACUCAACGAAGAAUAUCUUUAUCGUAGACCGGGAGCUCUAGAUUCUAUUCGUGAUUCAAUAUUUCUAACAUCGGCGACCACUGCCAAGAAGUUCCAAUCAUUAAAAAACGGCCUCACUAGUAAGUUCAAGACCUCUACAACGAAUAUAGACAAAGUAACUGUGUUCGUGAGAAUGCUCCAAGGCUGGAAAAGUCACGGACCGGCACCUGAAGUUCCUACGCCAAGUGAUAAUAAUACUGGCAGCGAAAAAAGUUAUCCUGAAAGACGACACUCAAAGGAAGAUGGAUCUGAUUCAUCAAAAGACAGCAGCCUUCAAAGUGAUACGAGUGUUGAUUCUGAAGACAGUUUUGCAUCUGUUAUAUAUGUUCCUAAAGCAGAUGGUUCUGGUGAUCCACUGUCACCUACACCUUUAUCUCCUGGCCCUACUUCACCAAGAUUAAAAGUAUCUUCUGUACCAACUUCGCCUAGAAUGAAAAGUUCACCUGGAUUACCGUCACCGAGAAUCAAACAAGCAUUUCCACUUAUUCGACCACCGUCGUCUCCUGGUGCCGUUCAAACUCCAGGCUCAGUGAAUAAAAUAUUAGUAGCUCAGUACAGUUUAAAAAAUUAUUCAACGACUACGUCUGUGGCUUCAGUAAAACCUCAGUCAAAAAGCCAACCUAAUUCUCCACCUAAAUCAGAAUCAGACGAAACUCUUACCAGGCCUGAGCCUCUACCAAUCAUAAACAACAAUGUUUCGAUUGAUGUUUUUGAAGAAGUAGAUCCAAUUCCACCUAUCAAAGAGGAGGAAGAGACUCCAACAGAAGUAACAAAAGAGUUAAUUGCAGAAAUAAAUAAAGAUAUAGAAGAAAUACACAAACUUACGGCGGAAACUAAUCAAUUAAAACCUCGUGUAUUGCAAGACGUUAAACCUUAUCCAAAAAUAACAUUACAGACUGUCGCUGAAUUACCGGAAAUACCGCUGUAUAAACCUAAAGAGCCCAUCAAGCCAUCUACGGUGGACACAUUAGAUUCCAGAACUGCGGAUAGAAAACGUAAAGAAAGGAUUCGACAAAUAAAAGAGCUGCUCAAUAAAGGUAUUCCAAGUGUAAAUAUAAGUAGAAGACCACCAUUUCCAAUUGUGCGGGGGACGAGGAAUACAGAACCAAUUGCUAAAAGCAAGCCUACUCUUAUGUCUCUAGAACUAUUCAAUCCCGCAACAGACGACAUGGACAGCGAUUCAAGUGGUGUAUCUUCGCCAGAUUCAGUAGACAGCGUCAUAAGCGUCGUUCCAGAAGAGCUGCGCAAAAUAGCUUUAGAGAAAGACUCAUCAAACUCUUCUAAUUCAGAAUCAAAAAAGGAAGAACUUAGUGCAGAUAAAAUUCCCUUGAUUUCUACGGGUCCAACAAGUCUUAUUGAAGCUGUAGCUGAAGUUGCACACUCUCUAGAUGAAACCUGUGAGACUGUCAUACAAAGCAGCCCGAGAUCAAAACGAAGACACCUUGAAAAAUUAGAAAGCGCAGAAGCCAUGGCUAUUGUGCAAGGUACGUCUAGUAGCAGUAGUAGCAGUAACUGGAGUCUCAAUAAACUAUCACCGGGAGAUUUAAGAAUAUUAGAAGACAGAUCCAGAUCCCAGUCUCACACUAGCUCCAGUGGAAGCUCCUCAAGCCUAGAGCGCCUUUCACCAGGAAGAAGGUCUAAGGAACGAUCACCAAAACUAGGCAGCACGAGCAACUCUACAUGGAGUCUAAAUAGGUUAUCCCCUAAUAGACCCGAAGGACGUUCCCUAGAUGAAAACCUAAGUAAAAGUCACAGGAGUCCUACCAGAUUACCGUAUGACUCAAUUUCAAUUUGUAGUACUGAUUCAGAAAAAUCUAUUUCAAAAUCAGAAAGCUUUAACAGAAUACAAAAUGAACCUCUUGUGACUUGCAAGUCAGACAUAAUACCUUCAGAAGAAGAGUGGCCUGAACAAGAUCGUAGUCAGCAUUUAACCGAAUUUGCAGAAAAGUUAAGUGAAAAAUUACUACAAGAAAUAGAUCAGUAUUCAAAGAGAAUCAACGAAGAUGACUUUGACUUACCAAGUAGUAGCAGUAGUGAAAGAGUAUAUCUCCUGCGAUUUAAAACGGGAGGAAGAGUGAUAGAAACACCCAGAAAAUUUUAG